AAGAAAGUUGUCUAUGGUUUUAUUAGCUCAGCAAUCUUAAAGAAAGUUGUGGCUUUCAUUCUGCCUCUAAAUAAAAAUCACGAGCUGUCUAUGGUUUUACCAAUUUUCUUUUAUUUUAUGCAAAAUCGAUACCUAAUACUCUCAUCGCCAUUUUCAAAAAUCCCAUCUGAAGAAAAAAAAAAGGGAAAAAAAGGAGAAAAUUAUUCUCCAGCUCGUUCUCUGUAUUGAUUCCUCCAAGCUUUAUCCAGAAUAUAUUCUCUGGGCUCAUGCUAGAUUCGAUCACAAUUCUCCUCCCCGGUUGAAUUUGAGCAUAAUUAUUCCCUCAAGAUUUCAUUUUUUGGCAAUUGGGUCAAAGAUCAGCUGCCGCGUGCUGGCAAUCCGCACAUGAAAUUGAAAUUAGGUUUUGGAAUCGGAAAAAGCGAAGAGGAAAGUCAAAGGCUUUUUGGGGCAUUGAAUUUUUCGUUUGUUCUCUGGGAAUGCUAUAUCUGAAGCAGCCUGUGGGGGCGGUUAUGGGGUUAGGAGUUUCUGCUCGGGGUCGAAUCGGUUUUGGAUCGCGGGUGGGCGCGAGUGCGGUUUGAUUCCCGAGCUCGGAGGCUCGGGAGUCGUGGAGGCAAGCGAAAAUGGCGGACGUGUUGGGAGGUGUACAGGCGGAGCAGCAGGGAGUACAACCUGGCUCGGAGGUUUCUGCUCAUCCUCAGGAAGGAUGUAUGCAGAAGUUCAGGCUCUAUGAGACUCGAUCGCAUGGGCAUUGUUUAAUGGAUAAUGUUGAGAAGCAGUCUUUAUCUUCCACAUGUCAACCAUUAAAGAAAUUUUAUAUGGUAGGGAGGGACAAAAAUAGAACAUAUUGGAAAGUUUUGAAAAUUGACAGAUCAGAACCUUGUGAGCUUAACAUUCGUGAAGAUCCUACCAGGUAUAGUGAAAGGGAGUGCUCUGAUCUAUUGAGAAGGAUACACGAAGGAAACCAGGCUACGGGAGGACUUAAAUUUGUCACAACAUGUUAUGGUAUUGUUGGAUUCAUCAAAUUUUUAGGCCCUUAUUACAUGCUACUCAUUACACAACGGAGGCAGAUUGGCGUAAUCUGUGGUCAUACUAUAUAUUCAGUCUCAAAGAGUGAGAUAUUUCCCGUGCCACAUUCCGCUUUUAGCACCAGCAUGGUUAAUUAUAAAAGCGAAAACAGAUACAAGAAGCUCUUGUGUAUGGUGGAUCUUACUAAGGACUUCUACUUCAGUUACUCCUACAAUGUUAUGAGGAGUCUCCAGAAGAACAUGUGUGAUAAAAACCCGGGGCCGGUCUUGUAUGAAACUAUGUUUGUCUGGAAUGAGUUUCUUACUCGUGGAAUACGUAAUAUUCUUCAGAAUACUCUGUGGACUGUGGCACUGGUCUAUGGCUUUUUUAAGCAAGCUGCAUUUUCUAUAUCUGGGCGGGAUCUCCGACUAACUCUGAUUGCAAGGCGUUCGCGGCACUAUGCUGGUACCAGAUAUCUUAAACGCGGUGUGAACGAGAAAGGCAGAGUGGCAAAUGAUGUGGAGACGGAGCAAAUUGUAGUUGAGGAUGGUCCUCAAGGAGUGCCAAUGCAAAUUAGUUCUGUGGUCCAAAACCGUGGCUCGAUCCCACUCUUUUGGUCACAAGAAACUUCCCGCCUAAAUCUUAAACCUGAUAUUAUAUUGUCGAAGAGGGAUGAAACAUAUGAGGCUACUAGACUUCAUUUUGAGCAUCUUGUCAAGAGAUAUGGAAAUCCGAUCAUUAUCUUGAAUUUAAUUAAGACAAAUGAAAAGAAGCCUCGAGAAUCCAUUCUCCGAGCAGAAUUUGCUAAUGCUAUUGAAGUCAUUAAUAAGAAUCUGCCAGAGGAGAAUCGGCUUAAAUUUCUUCAUUGGGAUUUGCAUAAACAUUCCCGGAGCAAAGCUACAAAUGUUUUGCUACUUUUGGGAAAGGUGGCUGCCUAUGCUCUGACGCUGACGGGUUUCUUUUACUGUGAAGUAACACCUGCAUUGUUAUCGGAGGGACACCUCAAAUGGCCUAGUUUUGAGAAUGUCGUUACUCCUGAUUCUUCGGCCACAACGUAUCCCGAAAUAGAUAUAGCGAAACAUAACUUUGACGAGAAUGAAGAUUCUGACGACUUGGAAAAGAAGUCCAGUGGAUGCAACAACAAUUUGAAUAAUAAUAAUCUUUCGGUCAAACCGCCAACGGUGCAAAGGGGCGUGCUCCGAACAAACUGCAUAGAUUGUUUGGAUCGAACAAAUGUGGCUCAAUAUGCUUAUGGCUGGGCUGCUUUAGGGCAUCAACUUCGUGCCUUGGGAGUGACUACUUCGACAAAGUUAGACCUUGAUGACCCACUGGCUGAGGACUUAAUGGGUUUUUAUGAGAGAAUGGGUGAUACUCUUGCACAUCAAUAUGGGGGAUCAGCUGCCCACAACAAGAUUUUCUCGGAGAGAAGAGGGCAAUGGAAAGCUGCGAUACAGUCGCAGGAAUUUUUCCGAACUCUACAGAGAUAUUACAGCAAUGCUUAUGUGGAUGCAGAAAAGCAAAAUGCAAUUAAUAUAUUUUUGGGGCAUUUUCAGCCACAACCAGGCAAACCUGAUUUGUGGGAGCUUGAUUCUGAUCAGCUUAAUCUGCGAAGGAAUGAAUACCCAGAUAUCGAUGACAAUGGAAGGUCAUGGGUUAAAAGAUCAUGGUCAGACGGUCACAUUCUUCGUGAACAAUGUUCUCCCACAUCUUCCUCAAACUUCAAUAGUGGAAGUACUAAAAUGCUUUCUGAGUCGGCACCAGAUAUGUCGACUUCUGAAGCACAUUUAGCAUAUUUAAGAUGUAAUCCGCCUGCUAGAGAGAUUUUUUCGGAAAUGCGAAGAGAUAGAUACAUUGAACAUGAUAAUUGGAACGCUAUUGAUUGCUCCAACUUUGUUGACGUAGAUUGGCUCUCCUCCUCCGGAAAUUCAUUUGAAGAAGAGUUGUUGGAGAGGUCGAUGCAUAUGUCAUCAGAAAAUGUACUGAUUGGGGAGCGAACCCCAUCUACCAGUGAAUGUGAACCGAGCACGAGGGGAAAGGAGCAAACUAGAACCGAGUUGUGUUACGAUGAAGCUCGUGACUCGGAAGUUUUUGGCGAAUUUCCAGAUAGUUUUGUGCGUUGGGUGACAAAUGGAGAAACACUGUGUCACUGAGAAGAGUUUAGUUCUGCAAUGAUAUGUAGAAAUCAGGCAGAGUGAAGGAGAAAACCAUUAUGUGGAAAAAUGCAGCAUUAUGCGUUUAUUUCAAUACAUGGAAUCAUGGAAACCUCGGCAGGGAUCGCCCGUGUUUUUUUUGUCUGUUAUUUUUUUUUCAGGUAGUAUGAAAGAGUAAAUAGCCCACAUUUAAAAAUUUCUGUUUCUAUAUGUUAAUCUUUAAUGAAAAUUCUGUGAAUUCUAUGUUGUACAUAUGAAAUGUUCUUGGGGAACUUCACCUCAUGUAAUAAAUAGGCUCAUCGAUUAUUUUACAUUGAUUUUGUCAUCAACGGGAUUUUGUUUGUUUACAAAUUUUCUCUUCCAUUGCGUAUAUUUUCUAAUUUAUUAGAAAUUACUGACUUUGUUUAUUUUAAAAGAA
Molecule: messenger RNA, 3573 nt
Organism: Striga asiatica
Lineage: Eukaryota; Viridiplantae; Streptophyta; Magnoliopsida; Lamiales; Orobanchaceae
Source: the annotation of a GenBank genome assembly